Molecule: messenger RNA, 1248 nt
Organism: Triticum turgidum subsp. durum (durum wheat)
Lineage: Eukaryota; Viridiplantae; Streptophyta; Magnoliopsida; Poales; Poaceae
Source: the annotation of a GenBank genome assembly
AUGGGGAGCGUGGGUGACCUGGCCAACUACGCGCAGCUCACGGGGCUGGACGCGGUGCGCCUCAUCGGCCUCAUCGUCAAGGCGGCGGCCACGGCGCGGAUGCACAAGAGCAACUGCCGCCGCUUCGCGCAGCACCUCAAGCUCAUCGGCGGCCUGCUGGAGCAGCUCCGGGUGUCGGAGCUCAAGAAGUACCCGGAGACGCGGGAGCCGCUGGAGCAGCUCGAGGACGCGCUCCGCCGGGGCUACCUGCUCGUCAACUCCUGCCAGGACCGCUCCUACCUCUACCUCCUCGCCAUGGGCUGGAACAUCGUCUACCGGUUCCGCACCGCGCAGACCGAGAUCGACAACUACCUCCGCCUCGUGCCGCUCAUCACGCUCGUCGACAACGCCCGCGUGCGGGAGCGAAUUGAGUACAUUGAAAGGGAUCAAUGUGAAUACUCUCUUGACGAGGAAGACAAAGAGGUCCAUGAAGCUCUGUUAAACCCUGACCCUAGCACAAAUCCUUCGAUAGUGCUCAAGAAGACUCUGUCCUGUUCUUAUCCAAACUUGCCAUUUAACGAAGCCCUUCGAAAGGAAAGUGAGAAGCUCCAGGUGGAGCUUCAAAGAUCACAAAGCAACAUGGAUAUGGCCCAGUGCGAGGUUAUUCAUCACCUGCUUGGAGUUACUAGAACCGUGGAAAGUUCUAUUCCAGACGAAAGUACCGAUGCCAAGGUUGCCAAGAAAACCAAGUCAAAGUGCACAAAAGUUAAUGAAGACAGUGCAAAAUCAUAUGAUGAUGACUCUCCAAAGAAGCAAAAAGAUGCCUAUGUUGCACCGCGGAGUUCUUCACCUGUUCCCUACAACCAUGAUCUGGUCUCGAGUACAGCAUCAUACAGUGAUGAGUGGCAUGCAGAUUUACUUGGUUGCUGUUCAGAGCCAGCUCUGUGUCUGAAGACCUUCUUUUUUCCAUGUGGAACGUUCUCAAGAAUUGCUUCAAUCGCCAAGAACAAGCCCAUGUCUUCCGGAGAAGCCUGCAAUGAUAUUAUGGCGUACUCCCUCAUAUUGUCUUGUUGCUGUUACACUUGCUGUGUAAGGAGAAAGCUUCGUCAAAGGCUAAAUAUUGCGGGAGGGUGUUGUGACGAUUUCCUUUCACAUGUAAUGUGCUGUUGCUGUGCUCUUGUUCAAGAAUGGCGCGAAGUAGAGAUUCGUGGUGCAUACGGAGGGAAGACAAAGAUAACCCCGCCGGCACACCAGUACAUGGAGCACUGA